Fraxinus pennsylvanica is the source of this 357-nucleotide messenger RNA. The record is from the annotation of a GenBank genome assembly. NCBI's taxonomy places the organism in Eukaryota, Viridiplantae, Streptophyta, Magnoliopsida, Lamiales, Oleaceae.
AUGUCCUUAUCGCAUUCAACAAAUGUUGAGUAUUUUGUUUUAGAAGUUAAAACAAAGGAAGACCAAUUCCCUUUUGACUGUUUUUCGGUAUAUGGAAAUUCAAUUCUGCCUGAGAUUCAUGAUGGUGCUGUUGAAUCUGUAGUGAAGUUCUUGCAGAGGAGUUAUAGCAGCAAUACUUUCGAAAAUAAAUCGAAUUUUCUGUUUCAGCCUCGAUUUGAUAAUCCUUUUCAAUCUCCAAAUUUGCAAAAUGAAAUGCUGAAUUUCCUAGAAGGCAGUUUCUUUUCUGGUCAAAUGAGAAGGGUUUGCAGUUCUGGAGAUUUACAGGUCAGUUUGCUUCAAUUGCAGAAUUUUUCAUAA